Biomphalaria glabrata is the source of this 2992-nucleotide messenger RNA. RefSeq lists its product as uncharacterized. NCBI's taxonomy places the organism in Eukaryota, Metazoa, Mollusca, Gastropoda, Planorbidae. The record is from RefSeq and is a predicted model, not a curated record. The transcript is spliced from 10 exons. The coding region runs from base 586 to 2418 and encodes 610 amino acids.
CUCUGGCAACAGUCCAGCACCUGUCCAGCAACAGUCCAGCCCCUGUCCAGCUCAUGUGGCUUUGCAAUCGCAUGCGAUGAAAUUACAUUGACUAAUAUUUGAAGGGGUGAAGGCACUUCUACUAUUGGAAGAGUCAGGAAGUCAGAGCUUGUAAGCCUAGUAAAGCAACUGAUCUACAAGAGGUGUACUUUGAUUUCAAACUUCCGUUAUUUUGCGAUCCCGAGGCUUCAAGAAUCAACAUCCAGGAAAAAAUCAGAAUUGAACGAAAUAUGUUAGGCGUUGAGACUAUCCAAUAUGAUGUUCACAUCUACAUAUACUGAUACAGAGUUGGUGCCACAUUUAUUGCUGAGAAUUCCUUUCGAUCACACAAGCAAAUUCAAGAGAUGGACCAUUCUGCUAGAGCGAUCAAUUAUCAUUAAUAUGACAGACCAAUGCUUUGAGAAUGUGACUCGCAAUGCCCUGGAAGUAGCCUAUAUAGAAAUGACGAAACUCUGGCCACCACUUGUGCACAUCUUUCUAAAGUUUCAAUGAAGGGAUAAACCAAACAUAUAAGGAAUUUUAUUUUUUUUUUAAAUUAAAUUGAAGAUGAGACCUUAUUUAGAAUUUAUAGACAUUGUUUUACAACUUCAAUAUUUAGAAGACAUUAAAGAGUUGUGUCAGAAUGUUUUGGUGGAUAUUGAUUCGCUCCAGAAAAGAGGCCAUCUAUGGAUUGAGGACAAAGAGACGUCUACGUAUACAGAUCUCAAACAAUAUAUUAAAGAUAAAAGUUCAGAAAUGUUACAAAAUUGCCUUUCUAUGAUACGUAAGUUUAAAGAUAGUAAAUUUGAUCAGUUCACUGAGGCUAAUCCACUUUUACAAGAAGUCGAUCAUGAAUCAGCCUCAACUAUAAAUGAUCCACAGAAUGACAGCUUAAAGGUCAAAAUGAACGACAGAUUAAGAACUACACAAUUAGAAAAGAUUUUUCGAAAACUAGACGAACAAGAAAAGAUGAAAGACAAAAGAGAUGUAAGAACAGAAAUAUCGCUGGAUGACUUUCAAAAUGUCGAAAGCAAAUAUAUUGAGUUUUACGAAGAAUUAAUGGCAGAGCUUGACUCUAACAGCAGUUUCAUGUCUCAACUAAACACACAGUGUCAUACAUUGUCAGCAGAACUAAAGUAUACCACAGAACAUAAAUCAUUACAACAAAGAAAGGUAGAAAGCAUUACUAGCUUGGCGGAGUUACUUUUCCAAAAGCAAUACAGGUUUGGUAAAAAGUGUCAAGUUGUCCUACACAAUCAAGACGACUUCAGUCACAGCAUACAAGACUUCUUAUCGCAAAAGGAUUCUUUUGAAACAAGUGAUGAAGAAUACACUAGGAUUAAAUUACAGUUGGUACGCAAAGGGAUUAAAACAAAACAAUCAGCCAGAAACUUAAAAGAUAUCAAGAGAAUAGAGAACGUGAAUUUGGAUAGCAUACCAGAGUUGUUCUUUUGUGUAUUAACUGGUCAAUCAAAUGUCAAAUGUAAUGAAGACUGUCCUCAUGUUAUAGGUCAUCAUGAGCAACAAAUAUCAGAAGGUGGAGAGGAUGACCUAUAUAAGCAUUUGGAAAACUGUAUAAAGAAUCCAGGUCACACACAGUUUAUCCCUGUCGAUAUGUUUAGUCUAGAACAUCUUCCUGAAGUUCAUCGCGACAAUGACUUAUAUACAUUUGUAAAAGCUGUAGCUGACCUGACAGUUAAAGUCAGCGUCACACUGGUCAGUCCACAAAGGCCAGAAUUUUGGCCGGAUACAAAUAUUCCUUACUUUUUGUACAACAUGAAGGGGAGUAAAUCUUUAAGAACCGGAAGUGGGAUAGUGAAAGCAGUGAUAAAGUGGAAAAGGGGAAGAUGUCCAAUUGAUAGGUAUCAAAAUCCAUUCAAGCCAGAGAAACAGUGGUGGACAUUAAGGGUACUAACGGCAGCAAAUGUAAUUUUUGACGACUCUGAGGCGAACCACACAACGUUAAGAUUGUUUUAUGACAAAGAAGAUAGCCCAGAAGUUGUCGUAAAUGUGAUGAUUAGCAAUGUAUCAAAGGAUAUCAAUAACGACAUAUCUUUGUUGGAUUGCGUCACUUGUGAGCUAAAUCUAAAUGUCGUCAACAGGCUAAGGGAAAUGGUGAAACAUUAUGAUGAUCUGUAUGAGAAGGUGGCACAAAAAUAUGAACAGUCUAGAGACAUCGACAAGUUGAUGUUUAUAGUGUCACAUCCUCAUGGAUGUCGUAAACAGGUUAGCAUUGGUCAAUGGAAGGACCAUGUUCAAUUUAGUGAUUAUUUCGACCGGUUUACAUACACGACAUGUACAUGCCCAGGAAGUAGUGGAGCCAGUGUCCACUGUUUGGGAUAUGGAUGGUAUAUUCAUUGUGGACGUUUGCAGACUGGACUUCAUUAUAGCAGUACUUAAACUAAAUCAAAUGUGUUUAUUGUUGUGUAUCCUUAUAAAAAAUAUAAACAGACUCUACAUUAAUGGAAAUGAAAUAAUUUUUGACAUCUCUGCGUUGCUUGUCUUUGUUUACGUAAAUAUUAUGUACAAUAAUUUAAUUCAUAUUUGAAGAAAUGAAAUUAUUACAAUCAUCUUUUGUCAAUUAAAAAAACAAAACAUAAAUAAUGAUAGACUGCAUACUGUGAACGUUACAUUGUCAAUGUAUUUUAUGGUUAGUAAUGUAUUAAUAACCUUCCCUCUCACCAUUGUGUAGCCCCUACAUCCAUAUAAAGACCACGCGUGCUGUUUGUUUUAUAAAUAUAAAAAUAUAGAUUUUCUUACCUAAUCUCCAUUGAUUAACACAUCUUUGCAUAAUAUGAUAACAAAAUAGAAAAACUUUUUUACGUUCAAAUGAUAUAAUAAACGAAACAUUCAUAUUUUAGUUGAAAAAAAAAACGAGAAAAAUGGCCCGAAGCUCUAACAACUUAGAUGAACAGUCAUAAAGUCAUAUUACUAUGUUCCAAAUGUCAGUUGAAAUUAAAUUAUUCCAAUUUUU